AUGUCUAAGUGCUUCUCUGGUGUGUUGUGUGCAGUUUGCCCGGGCACACAGAACAAGCUGAGCACGCUGUCUGACCUGGAGCAGCAGUACCGGACGCUCAAGAAGGUCUACGAGAACUGUGAGGUCGUCAUGGGCAACCUGGAGAUCACCAGCAUCGACCGCAACCGCAACCUCUCCUUCCUCAAGUCCAUUCGAGAAGUGACAGGCUACGUCCUGGUGGCGCUAAACCAGUUCGACUACCUUCCCCUGGAGAACCUGAGAAUCAUCCGAGGCACCAAACUUUACGAAGGUCGCUACUCUCUGGCCAUUUUUCUCAACUACAGGCGUGACGGCUACUACGGACUAAGACAGCUUGGACUUCGCAACCUCACCGGCGAAACGUAUCAGCGGAUGAUGCCCCCCGCCAAAGUAGGAAUGCUCACAGACAUCCCUGAUCGAACAUGA
This is a messenger RNA of Knipowitschia caucasica, 444 nucleotides long. The record is from the annotation of a GenBank genome assembly. NCBI's taxonomy places the organism in Eukaryota, Metazoa, Chordata, Actinopteri, Gobiiformes, Gobiidae.